UUAGUAAAUAAAUACACUGUAAAUUGAGAUUAGGAAAAAAACAAUAAAAACUGAAGGAAUCUGAGAAAGCCUCAUGGUACUGAUUAUUGAAGAAUAACAAUGUUAUUAAAGAAAGAGAGACCUUCAAAUUGUGAUCACAGCAGGGGAAUAGUCCUGCCUGGCUGCAAACCAACUUUGAGUGAUUCUUUCCUCAGGCUACAAUACAAGAUAGUCUGUUUCAACUAAAUUGUCUCAUUACAAAAAUUCACACAGAACUUUUAGGAGUUGAUACAGAUAUUAGAAAGUUGUAUGAAGAUCCAUUUAAGUUUGUUCAUAAAUUGCCUUUUAGAUAAUCUUAACCUGAACAUGCCAUAACAACUACCUAAGUUUAUAGCUAGAUGGACAUUAGUGUAAAAAUUCUUGGCUGGCACUAAGUUAAAAUAGAUAUUACUGUUCCUAAUAAUGAAUUAGAGAAUAAAAGUCUACAUAAAUGCUUUUCUCUUCUAGGAGCUGACCUUUUUUUCAGUCUUUAAAACAACUUUUACUUGCAGGUUCUCAAGAUUUCAGAACUGAUUUCCUUUGUGAUGUUGGAAAUCCAGCAUUUAAACUAUUCAGCCAAAUGUCCGACUGAUUUCCUUUGGUUUAAUCAUCACAUUUGGAUAUAAAUAUCAAAUAUGAAAUAUAAAGCAUUAAAAAGAUAUAAGGGAGUUAUAGGAUGGCUCUGGCUUUUUAAAAAGUUGUCUUCCUGUUUUAAGUUAAGUCUUCUAAGUUCUUUUUCUGGUGUUCAUAAGACAAUACUUUUUAGAAGAGAUAAAGAAUUAAAUUUUGACAAGAGUCAAAACCUGUGGCUGUUCUUGUCUCUAUCCCCUUCAUGCAGAUAUUGGGCUAACCUGAAAUUGUGGUUCAAACAGAAGAUCAGCAAAGAAGAAUUUGACUUGGAAGCUCAUCGGCUCCUCACACAGGAAAAUGUACAUUCCCACAAUGAUUUCCUCUUGGCUAUUCUCACUCGUUGUCAGAUUUUGGUUUCUGCACCUGAAGGUGCUGGGUCUUUACCCUGGACAGGAGGUUCUGCAGCUAAACCUGGAAAGCCCAAAGGAAAGAAAAAACUUUCUUCAGUUCGACAGAAAUUUGAUCAUAGAUUCCAGCCUCAGAAUCCACUGUCAGGAGCCCAGCAGUUUGUGGCAAAGGAUCCACAGGAUGAUGAUGAUUUGAAACUUUGUUCUCAUACAAUGAUGCUUCCUACUCGGGGCCAACUGGAAGGGAGAAUGAUAGUAACUGCGUAUGAGCAUGGGCUGGACAAUGUCACCGAAGAGGCAGUGACUGCUGUUGUAUAUGCAGUGGAGAAUCAUCUUAAAGAUAUUCUGACGUCAGUGGUAUCAAGAAGAAAAGCUUAUCUGUUACGGGAUGGUCAUUUUAAAUAUGCAUUUGGUAGUAAUGUGAAUCCACAGCCUUACCUAAAGAAUAGUGUAAUAGCAUAUAAUAAUUUAAUUGAAUGCCCUCCAGCAUAUUCCGUUCCUUCUGCUGGUCAGAAUCCAGCUUCCCACCCACCUCCUGAUGAUGCUGAGCAGCAGGCAGCUCUUCUGCUAGCUUGUUCAGGGGAUACUUUGCCAGCUUCGCUGCCUCCUGUAAACAUGUAUGACCUUUUUGAAGCUUUACAGGUACACAGAGAAGUGAUUCCCACACAUACAGUAUAUGCCCUGAACAUUGAAAGGAUCAUCAUGAAACUCUGGCAUCCAAAUCAUGAAGAGCUUCAACAGGAUAAAAUUCAUCGGCAACGUUUGGCAACCAGGGAGGGGCUGCUCCUCUGCUGAUGUAGCAAUUGAGUUCUGAGGGCUGAACUUUUAAGCAAACUGAUGUCUAAGUACUGGAUUUUUUGUGUCUACAUUUCAAGGCUGAAAUGUGCAAUGCAUAACCACUUCCUAUGGAAAUGACUGAUGUUUAAUGUAUUUAUGUGCUACUAUGAAGCCAUAACAUAAACUUGACCUUUGUUAAUGAUCCAUCUCUUCCUGAUGCCAUCCUCUACUCCUAACCCCCUUGUCCAAAAUAGAUCCUGUUUCUUUUAUUUGAUUCAAAGCUGAUUGAUUUGUUUGAGAAAUUUAGUACCAAGGACUAGCUGGAAUUUGCCUUGGGCCCUGCAGGUAUCUUGCUGAGUUUGUGUGAGUAAUUGUCUUAGAAAAGCUUUUAUGUAUCCUCUUUUCUAUGAUCAGAAGAAAACUCCAGGUGUUGAGUGAAGGACUGUUGAUCCACAUUCCAGCAGAGACAAUGUAGGCAUUUUCAGAAAUGCAAAAAAAACACUUCAAUGUUAUAUUUAAGUGAUGUAAAUAGUCCCAUAAUAACCCAGUUAUUUCAGCUCCAUAGAACCACAAUUUAGUAUUACUGCAGAUGGCUACACGCCUUUUCUUUGCAUUAAAAAAUCUGGUUCAGGAAUGCAAUAAUAAACAUGAAAUUAUUUCCAUAAUUAACAUUUCUCUAUGGAGAAGCCUUUUUGCCAAGUCCUUAGGUAGGACCACCAUUUUGCCACACCCACAAAUUAUCUGUGCUUAGAAGUUGGAUCUUCUCGAUUUAAAGUCACCUAACUAUAGUUAGAAUUGUUUUUGGUUGUAUUUUUAAUACCAACUGGAAACCGAUAUUGCUAACAACUGAAAUGCUGCAGGCAGAUCAGUUAAAAUACAGCUAUAUUCCUAUACGUGUACAUACAUUAUCUAUAAAUGUUCCUUUAGUGAAGUAAUUUUAUUCUUUGUUAUAAACUGGGACUUGAAAAAUAAAUUCUUAAAAAAACUAA
Messenger RNA from Antechinus flavipes (yellow-footed antechinus), 2761 nucleotides. RefSeq names its product transcriptional adaptor 1 (gene TADA1). Gene Ontology annotation, cellular component: SAGA complex. The transcript has 7 exons. Lineage: Eukaryota; Metazoa; Chordata; Mammalia; Dasyuromorphia; Dasyuridae. Gene Ontology annotation, biological process: regulation of transcription by RNA polymerase II. The record is from RefSeq and is a predicted model, not a curated record. Bases 654 to 1790 code for a protein of 378 amino acids. Gene Ontology annotation, molecular function: transcription coactivator activity.